UCUAUGUUCUCUGUUCAUUGUCGUUCUUUGCGAAAAGGUUAGCCGUUUGCAUAUUGUUGAAAAACGUGGCUUUUAAAUAACUGUCAUUGCAAUAAAGCAAAAGAAUUAAUUGUUUUUAUAAAAAGUCGAAAUAUAUUUAUUGAACAAUGGCUUCAAGAGGCCAAUCCCGGAGAAUACCCGAAUCGGAACCACGAAUAGAUUAUGUGCAAUGCCAUGGUUUGGUGCUUAUGAAAAUGGUGAAGCAUUGUCAUGAGGAAUCAUUGAGCAACAUGGAUGUUUCUCAGGGCGCUCUUUUGGGUCUUGUAGUUCAAAAUCGUCUUGAAAUCACUAAUUGCUUCCCUUUUCCAAAGAGCGAAGAUCUUAUGGAUGAAGAGGAAUACCAACUUAGCAUGAUGCGCAGACUAAGAAGAGUGAACGUCGAUCACUUUCACGUUGGAUGGUACCAAAGUGCUGAUGUAGGUAAUUUUCUAAACAUGUCCCUAUUGGAAUCACAAUAUCAUUAUCAAACAUCAAUCGAGGAAUCUGUGGUUGUAAUUUACGAUACUGCAAAAUCUGCCCGUGGUUUUCUAACUUUGAAAGCUUAUCGUCUCACUCCACAAGCAAUUCAAAUGUACAAAGAAGGAGAAUUCACACCAGAAGCAUUGCGUACACUUAAAAUAGGCUAUGAGUCUCUUUUCAUUGAACUUCCAAUUGUUGUAAAGAACAGCAAUUUAACUAAUGUUAUGAUGUCAGAAUUGGAGGAAAUGAUUCCCGAGGAACAGGGUACAAAACAUUUGGAUCUUGGAACUGCAACGGUUCUUGAAAAUCAAUUACGUUGCCUAAUGGAUCGUGUCGAUGAACUUAAUCAGGAGGCAAUUAAAUUCAAUAGAUAUCAAAGUUUGGUGAUUCGUCAACAACAGGAUAAAAAUCGUCUUUUAUUAAAGAGAGCUCAAGAAAAUGCUGCUCGUGCUGCUAAGGAUGAACCACCACUUCCUGAUGACGAUAUUAAUAAAUUAAUUAGACCACUACCAGUGCCAGCACGAUUAAAUCCAAUGAUUGUUGCGGGACAAAUUAAUACCUAUACUCAACAUAUUUCGCAAUUCUGCGCACAAAGUUUAGCUAAACUUUAUAUUACACAGAGUCUUCAAUCUGCUAAGGAAUCAAAAUCAACGAAUUGAAUGUCUUGAAUUUUACUGGACGACACUUUUUUUGUAUUAAAAAAAAAAAAUAAAUAAUAAUAAUAAUAAGAAGAAAAAUCCGAACUGAAACGCAAACUCGUUUUAAUAAAAAAAAAUUGUUUUGAAUAAUAAAUCUUGGUCUGAUGGAAA
Molecule: messenger RNA, 1307 nt
Organism: Leptopilina boulardi
Lineage: Eukaryota; Metazoa; Arthropoda; Insecta; Hymenoptera; Figitidae
Gene: eIF3h
Product: eukaryotic translation initiation factor 3 subunit H
Exons: 2
Coding region: 147-1157 (336 amino acids)
Cellular component (GO): eukaryotic translation initiation factor 3 complex; cytoplasm; eukaryotic 43S preinitiation complex
Molecular function (GO): translation initiation factor activity; metallopeptidase activity; protein binding
Source: RefSeq, a predicted model, not a curated record